AUGGUAUAUGAGGAAGUUUUAUUUUCAGUAGUAUUUACUGAAAAGAAAAAAUACUACGGCAUUUCACAUAAAAGCAAGUUGAACUUUAAUAAAGAGCUUUUCAUUCAGGAAGUUGAGAUUAUGAAAGACGUACUCAAAGAAACUAUAAAUGAUAUCUCACAGAAAGAUCUUAAUAAAAUGAUUAAAACUGCUGUGUAG
This is a messenger RNA of Funneliformis geosporum, 198 nucleotides long. NCBI's taxonomy places the organism in Eukaryota, Fungi, Glomeromycota, Glomeromycetes, Glomerales, Glomeraceae. The record is from the annotation of a GenBank genome assembly.